ACUUGAUAGCUUCCUGCAACACUGAUUUUAUUUACAGAAAACUUAUCUGUAAGCGUCUUUUUAUAGCGAUCACUUAGUAUAAGUGACUGGCGAUUUCCCGACAACGCACUUGCUUGGUGUUGCAUAGACGUUUAUGCCAAGAUUACCAAAAGCAUAAUCAGUAAAAGCCUUUUACACGGUGUAAAACGAAGAAAUAACAUGAAUAGUCGUUCAAUUGCGCCAAAGGAAAAUUGCCAAAUUUAGUACAUCCACUCAAUGAUUAUGACCUUAAGGUAAUGCUAUCAAAACCCAUAAACAUUUUCUGAUACUUAAUUUGCAUUGAGUAAAGCCAUUGAAAAACUUGAAUAGAAGAAAAAGAUUGACUUAAGGCGUCACUUGAUGAAGACAAAAAGUCUGGGGUGAUUUUAAAGCCAUAUCUGAAUCAGAUAACAAACCUUAUUACUUUCUUUUAGAAUUCGCCCUCGAUAAUGGAAGUAGAACAACCUGGAAGCAAGAUAUAUACAUUACCGGCUUUCUUUUUUCGUGAAUCGGAAGAAAAAAAUCUGCACGGUGGAAGUGAUAAGUCGACCGAGUUUACAAACAAGCAAAAAUAAUUCUGACAACAUGCGAUUUCAGAUAGGGUUAAAAAGGACAGAGUUCUUGUUGCGUUGUUGGCAAAUAGAAACAAAAGCUUUGAAAUAAGUUCGCGCCUCGAUCACAUUCAUUCGAAUCACAAAUAUGGAGCAAAAUGUGCAUUAACACACACCUGCUUGACGCCACAGGCUGAAGUUUUUGUUUGCUCGUAACAAUCAACUUUUCUUUCUAUUUGUUCGGUUGCGUUUUACAGUCUGCCUUUAUUCCCUCAUUUGGCUUCAUCCCAGGAAUCUCUAUGAAAAAACGGAAUAUUCAUGGGGAGGCGUGUUUUAAUGUUAAGUCGGAGCUUUUAAGGUUGUUAUAAAAUCAUGUUGUGUGGCCAUUCAAUUGCAUUCUAUUGCGGAGUAGUUCUUUUAUAUAUGGUGUUGUUUCGUUUAAGAAUUGUGCGCAAGGCUCUUUAAGGUGAAAAGGGUCAACUCUAUUGUCACCAGCGGUGACCCAGAGAUCAAAUAUUUAUGAUCAGAUCGCCUUUCAAUUAAACGUUAUCUUAAAGCGAAAUAGAUGAUCUUUCGAGGAAAGCGAGAGAGCAGUAUAAAAUUACAUUUACGGCGUGAUGUCUGAAAGAAAGUGCUUGAUAAUGAUAGAGCGGGUACGGACGUCGCUUUUUUUAACUGCGUUGAUCGGAUCAGUCCUUAUUAAAUGCAAAGACGACUUUGUCAGCCAAAGUGUUUUAUAAAACCAACCCUGUUUAAUUACCAUCGGAGGCAUGAAUAACUAAUUCGAAGCUUUAAACCUCCCGAUAACAUUAAAGUUUAAUUAAACAACGCCGUUUCUCUCAAUCAUAAAAACAAGACGUUGAAAAAAGACAAAAACAUAUAUUACCCCGAAACCUACAGUUAAUAUUCCGAAAAUGAGGCGGAAAAAUUGACUUAUCGGGCCAGUUAGCAACAAGCGAAUAAUUGAUUUGCAAUUGAAUCGGCAAACUGUGGAGCACAACUUGUGCAUGUGCGAUAUUGUCUUUUAUGGUAACGAAUCACACUGACUCACACUAACAGAGUUGUAAUCUCGGGGAAAAAAAAAGAUGAACGGCUCGAUAUAUCACCAUAUGGACAGCUCUUACUCAACGAAGAACACCACAGUUGCGGAAGAAAUCCCAGUUUUUCUAUCUCAGAGAAUUGUCCAGCAGAUCUUUUACGGGGUGAUUUUUGUGCUCAGCAUGACGGGAAACGCUGCUAUGCUAGCGGUUUUGUGCAAAGGUUGUCGACUACCUUCGCACAAAAACGUUUUUCUUGUUAAUAUGAUCUUGGCAGAAACUGCCGUCGCUGUGACUUCCAUACCAAUUGACUUUGCCUUGUUGUUCUCGGAGGAAGGCUGGGUGUUCGGUUCGUUCAUGUGCCAUGUUUUAUGGCCGAUGCAGACCGCGCCAUUUGGGGCGCUUGUGUUGACUCUCACUGCUAUGAGCAUACAACGCUACAGAGGAAUCGUGAAUCAUUUGAAGAGAAGGAAAGUGGGCCGGGAAUCAUCGCGCACAACCGUAGCGUUUAUUUGGGUGUUUUCGCUGAUAAUAGUUGUACCAUACGGAGCGUUUUUGCGGCUUGUGGACGGUGAGUGCAUUGAAACAUGGGGAACACUCGGUAGCCAAGUUUACACGCUUGGACUGUUCGCAUUUCACUACGCGAUUCCCCUGACAAUCAUCACGUUUUGUUACGCUCGAAUUGCGUUCCGUAUUCGUCGCGGACAACACGAGGGCGCGGAGAUUAUUUCAGGCACACGUCAAGCGCGUCUUAAACGCCGAACGCGACAUGUUCGCGCGGUUCGCAUGGUUGUUCUGUUUGUGAUAGUGUUUGCAGUUUGUAUGUUACCUCACCAAGUCGUCUGGCUUUGGAUAACUUUUGGCAAAGAUGUUCAGUAUUCCGACAACUUGCUAACCUUUGCCUAUAUGUUUACAUUUACCAGUAGCUUUGCAAAUCCUCUAGUUUACUUCACGCACAACCCUAGCUUGAGGGCGAGGCUAAAAACCCUUGUUUUGUGCCGUUCCGCGCCUGAAGGCUUCAGAGGCACUAGUUUCUUAACAAGCGAUGAAACUUCGGCAGACUCAAGAGUUUAAUUGAACUUUGAGGCGAGUUGUUGAAAAUAACAGCAAUUAUACUAAUGCACCAUAAAACCUCCGCCUUUGAUAAGCGAAACGGCAAAAAAAAAAAAAAGGAAAAAAGAAAA
This is a messenger RNA of Orbicella faveolata, 2790 nucleotides long. RefSeq names its product neuropeptide CCHamide-1 receptor-like. Gene Ontology annotation, molecular function: G protein-coupled receptor activity. NCBI's taxonomy places the organism in Eukaryota, Metazoa, Cnidaria, Anthozoa, Scleractinia, Merulinidae. The record is from RefSeq and is a predicted model, not a curated record. Gene Ontology annotation, cellular component: plasma membrane. Gene Ontology annotation, biological process: G protein-coupled receptor signaling pathway.